This is a messenger RNA of Microsporum canis CBS 113480, 936 nucleotides long. RefSeq lists its product as hypothetical. Bases 1 to 936 code for a protein of 311 amino acids. Gene Ontology annotation, biological process: regulation of DNA-templated transcription. The transcript has 2 exons. The record is from RefSeq and is a predicted model, not a curated record. Lineage: Eukaryota; Fungi; Ascomycota; Eurotiomycetes; Onygenales; Arthrodermataceae. Gene Ontology annotation, molecular function: DNA-binding transcription factor activity.
AUGUCAAACAAAAACAUGUCGGAAACAGAUGACCGGAGUAAAGACGCCAAAAAACGAGAAUAUAAUCGAAAUGCUCAACGGAUGUUCAGACAGCGUCGGAAGGAGCAUAUUCGGAACCUUGAGCGCGCAGAGCGAGAGCGUAUAACAAGUCAGACAAACAUGAUAGAGCAGUUGCGGCAGGAGAAUAUGGAACUUCGCCAGGAGAACGAGGCUCUAUCACGAUUCAGCUCAAGCUGUAGCUCUCCUUCAGUGCUUUCAGUUGGCCAGAUUUCAAACACUAGUCUAGGGGAGCCAACUUCUCUCAUGAUAAUGAACGAACCCGUCCCCAACGCCCACUCCCAUACCCAAUUUUCCGAAACACCUACGACAAGUGUCGCAUUAUCCCCCAGGAGCUCGAGUUCUUUCGACGAGGCUGCUGGCCUAUCUAACCGAUUCUGUAUCGUGACGCCCUACGACAUCAAGCAAGCCCGCAGCCAUCUACACUCACUCUUCCACCCUGUCUUGAGCCUUGCCGUGGGCGGUACAUUCCCAGAUCCACAAGUACAUUUUCUCGCCCUUGCAAGGCUUAGUCCUUCUCUCCCUCCGUCACUGCAGCCCACCGCCCUGCAGCUACAUAUUCCACACGAUGUACAUAUUGACAUGAUACCGUCGCCGCUUCUACGAGAUGCACUAUUAAAAUCAAAUCCAGUCAUGGUAGCUGCAUUCCUAGCAGAUGUCUGUACAUUCGUUUGUGACAUUGAAGACCGCGGGCAAGUGACUAUCUGGGGAGAAAAUUUCCUAAAUGAGAUUUCUUGGGAGUUCUCAGCGUCAGUGUUAGAACAGUGGGGAGGCUGGUUCCUCCCUUCGAUAUGGCGGGAGCGGGCGGACUUUUGGCGGCGCCAGAGAGGGGAUCCCCUUCUAGCCAACAACUGGGAGGAGGUUGUACAGAGCCUAUAG